AUGGCACGCACAGAAACCACAGUCUCGCGCGAACGCGUCACAGUAAUCCGCCGCUACCCCUGGCCCGAGAACCUGCUCAAUUGGUGGACAAUCGUCAUGCUAGCUACCGGCGGCUUACUCACUGGCGUCUUUGGCGACUUUAUGAGUAUACAAAACCGAAUGGGAUUGGGCACGCCAUGGCUGUUUCCCUAUGCCGUCACUGUGGGCUCUCUCACCAUCUUCUUUGUCAUUCUCAUGAUCAUUCUUCUGGCGCAGAAGAAACUUCAACCGGCAUGGGUGUUGCUGGGGAGUUUUAUCUUGAUUGCUCUCUUCCUGGCCGGUCUCAUCGAAACAGCAAUCCAGUUGUUUGGAAAUGUGCGUUUCAUCUUGUCUCUUAUCUUUUCUCGUUUGUCUUUUCUCCUGCUAACACAAGUGACANNGGGCAAUGUAUCCACCUACUGCAAUCGCUACGUCAACAACAACAAUAUCCGCGGCGUCAGCAUCGAUACUCUGGCUUGGCUGGAGCAAAACUCCAUCUGCUCGCAGUGGGAUGCGGCAUUUGCUUUCUGGAUCAUUGGCUUGGUCUUCUUGAUCUGGAUGAUGGUUAUGGCUGCUCAGGUGAAUAACAAGCGUGGUUUUUAUGAGUGA
Messenger RNA from Aureobasidium uvarum, 627 nucleotides. The record is from the annotation of a GenBank genome assembly. Lineage: Eukaryota; Fungi; Ascomycota; Dothideomycetes; Dothideales; Saccotheciaceae.